AGAUUAUUACGAGAAUAUACCUUUAUUACCAUGGAAACAUGGUACCGAAUCUUGCGAACAUAUUUUUGGAAUUGCUUGUCAAUUUCGUGCAGAUUUUACAUAUUUAGAAAUUCUUCAAAUGGUUCCAAAAAUUAGGCAAUAUUCCAGAACUGUUCAAUCAGAUGGUUUGCUAUUUACAAAAGAAAAAACAUAG
Dentiscutata erythropus is the source of this 193-nucleotide messenger RNA. The record is from the annotation of a GenBank genome assembly. NCBI's taxonomy places the organism in Eukaryota, Fungi, Glomeromycota, Glomeromycetes, Diversisporales, Gigasporaceae.